AUGGCCAGUGCCAAUCCUGAAUCUGUUGGUGAAGUGGCAGCCAAGCGUCCUCGUCUGUCUGGGAGUUCGAAAGUUCCCAAAAUAGUCGAGCCUCAGCCGGCCAAGGUCGUGAAUCGGGUGCCAAAAUGCGCCAGGUGUCGCAACCAUGGGAUUAUCUCGGAGCUAAGGGGCCACAAGAAGCUCUGCACCUACAAGAACUGCAAGUGCGCCAAGUGUGUCCUGAUCUUCGAGAGGCAGCGCAUCAUGGCCGCUCAGGUUGCCCUGAAGCGGCAGCAGGCCGUUGAGGAUGCGAUUGCCAUGCGGCUGGUGGCCAACAAGACGGGUCGUUCCAUUGACGCUCUGCCGCCGGGCAAUAUCUUUGGCCUGACCGUGACCCAACCAAGCUCGCCACGUCCGCAAAAGGAGGAGGAGCUGGCGGAGAAGCCUCUUUCUGAGGAGCAGCAGCAGAGACCGCAGGAGGAGGAGGAGUUCAGCGAACCGGCGGCGGUUGCCCAGGAUCUGAGUGCACCCCGACGGGAGAACGUCUCCCAAACGGCCAUUGAUAUGCUGGCCCAACUCUUUCCUCAGCGCAAACGAUCUGUCCUGGAACUAGUCCUUAAGCGUUGCGAUCUGGAUUUGAUUCGAGCCAUUGAAAAUGUCUCGCCACCGGGAAGGGCCACACCGGUGGAUAUUACCACCAAUCCACAGCCGAGUCAGGACAUAAGUCAGCCAAGUUUGCCACUCGCCACACCCUCUAGGAGUAGCGCCUUCAGGCCGGUCAUAGCAGAUCAGUUCCAGAGCAAAUCGAUGGUGGAGUUGAAGCCGCCGGCCUUUGGGAGCAAUCCUUCGGCAGCGGCGGCCGCCAUCUGUGCAUACCCCAAGUGGUUCGUGCCGCUCUCCUUUCCGGUCACCAUGGGGCACCUGUCCAACCUGGCGCCGCGCUGCACCUUGCCCAACUGCGCCUGCCUGGACAGCUACCAGUUUCACUAG
This is a messenger RNA of Drosophila serrata, 969 nucleotides long. It is a transcript of the gene dmrt93B, whose product is annotated as doublesex-Mab related 93B. Gene Ontology annotation, biological process: sex differentiation; regulation of transcription by RNA polymerase II. Lineage: Eukaryota; Metazoa; Arthropoda; Insecta; Diptera; Drosophilidae. Gene Ontology annotation, molecular function: RNA polymerase II cis-regulatory region sequence-specific DNA binding; DNA-binding transcription factor activity, RNA polymerase II-specific. The record is from RefSeq and is a predicted model, not a curated record. Gene Ontology annotation, cellular component: nucleus.